Molecule: messenger RNA, 965 nt
Organism: Vicia villosa (hairy vetch)
Lineage: Eukaryota; Viridiplantae; Streptophyta; Magnoliopsida; Fabales; Fabaceae
Product: oxygen-evolving enhancer protein 2, chloroplastic
Exons: 4
Coding region: 73-852 (259 amino acids)
Biological process (GO): photosynthesis
Cellular component (GO): extrinsic component of membrane; photosystem II; photosystem II oxygen evolving complex
Molecular function (GO): calcium ion binding
Source: RefSeq, a predicted model, not a curated record
CAAGCCUUUACUCUUAGAGUGUCAAAUUCACAAGAAAAAAAAAAGAAACUAUAGCAGCAUACUCUAAGAAAAAUGGCAUCUACACAAUGUUUCUUGCACCACCAAUAUGCUCUUACUACUCCAUCUAGAACCUUAUCUCAACGCCAAGUUGUUACCACCAAACCAAACCAUAUUGUUUGCAAGGCACAGAAACAGGAUGAUGUUGUUGAUGCUGUUGUGUCUCGUAGGUUAGCACUUUCUGUUCUCAUUGGUGCUGCUGCUGUUGGCUCUAAGGUUUCUCCUGCUGAUGCUGCUUAUGGAGAAGCUGCUAAUGUGUUUGGAAAGGCAAAGACAAACACAGACUACUUGCCAUACAAUGGAGAUGGGUUCAAACUGUUGGUGCCAGCAAAGUGGAAUCCAAGCAAAGAGAGAGAGUUCCCUGGUCAGGUUCUUAGAUAUGAGGACAAUUUUGAUGCAACAAGCAAUGUUUCAGUUUUAGUCCAAACAACUGAUAAGAAGUCCAUCACUGACUAUGGUUCACCUGAAGAGUUCCUAUCUAAGGUGAACUAUUUGCUUGGAAAACAAGCCUUCUUUGGACAAACUGAUUCAGAGGGAGGUUUCGAUACAAAUGCUGUAGCUGUUGCAAACAUCUUAGAGAGCUCAGCACCAGUGAUUGGCGGGAAACAGUAUUACAACAUUUCGGUAUUGACAAGGACUGCUGACGGAGAUGAAGGUGGAAAGCAUCAGCUGAUUACAGCAACUGUAAAUGAUGGAAAACUGUACAUUUGCAAGGCUCAAGCUGGUGACAAGAGGUGGUUUAAGGGAGCAAGGAAGUUUGUGGAGGACACAGCAAGUUCAUUCAGUGUUGCCUAAUUAAGAACUUUGGUGAAGGGAUGUUAUUUUGCAUGUAAAUCUUAUUCUUAAGUAAGCAAGCACUUGGAGUUUUAAUUUAUAAUGGCUUUUUUAACCUGCUUUUUGAUUAAGAA